UUCUUCAAUAAUCGUCUCCAAUAUAUUGUUCGUGAUAUUGAAAGGAAUCACAUUUGGCAUUCGCCCCUUGAUCGUGUACAAAACGAAGUGUAGACAAAAAACACAUACAACUGCACAUCACAUUGAAGAAGAAGAAGAAAAAAAAUAACGAGUAGAGAGAAAAAGGAACAUAUAUCAUAAGUUGUGCUGCGUUUGGCCAGUGUUGUUGUUUGAUUAAGAACUUUUUCUCAGUUAACAGCAGUAGCAUUAGAAUUUGUUGUGUAACAUUACGAAAAAAAAGGGACGGCAAUAAAAGUCGAUUGACAACAAAAGAACGUUUCAAAUUUAUCGUUUCAAUGGCCAGUGUCACCAUUUCUUAUUUUCCGAAAAAUUGAGUGGGUCGCUCUCAGUCGAUGUUGUGCUGUUUUGACUCGUUGUUCUUUUUGUCUCGCUAUCACCAUAUCUCUCGGAUAUUCUCGGUGUUCCGUCUGUGUGCCGUUUGUUUGUGUGUGUUGUUUAGCCAACAAAAUUUUGUCUUUGGUUAUUUAGUAAAUAUUAUUUAAUCGAGACUCAUAAUCAACAAUAUGGGGUUCAUUCGGUCUGACAAUAACAUCAUUGCAAUUUGUGCACUACUAAUGUGUUCAACAUCAUUAUUAUCGACAACAAUGGCUACGAAUUUAAAUUUACAUAUGAAUUUAACAGAUGAUUUACCGAUCUUCGCUCAACCACUCGUUGACAUUUUGAUUUCGGACUAUUUUAAAGUCGAACAAGUGUUGUGGGAACGCAUUCAACAUCGUGCCGAUAAUAUGUUGUUGCAAGUAUUCAAGAAUCAUGAACGGUUUUUUGACAGCGCUCUAGAUGACAGCGGCAGUCGUGUAUUGACGAAAAGUGAUGUUUUAACCAAAGAUAUAAUAGCAAACAUUGAAACACUCUUUCAAAUCAACGAGCAAAUAAAUAGUAUUACAGAUUCGGGACGAAUACAUUUGAAAGAGCAAACAUUGGAUCGAAAAAGUAUCACCGAAUAUUCAAGCCAUGCACUGAAAAUACUCAAAGAGGCCAGCAAUUUAUUUGAUUAUGCAACCAACGACACAUUAUGGGAAAAUAUUAUCACGCAUUUUACAAACUAUCGCAAGAACGGUGACACCGUACAAUCGUCACAUCAUGUAAUCUAUGAUUUAUAUCGAGACAUUCAAUCGGGAUUUUUAAAGAGUUACAUUACAGCACAAAUGUCUUAUAUGAUUUUGAGCUAUUACAAUAGCGGUGCUCUAGAGAAUUACAGCGAACAAGUGGACAUUUUGCGAACGACAUUUCAACAGAGGUUCAGUGAUUUGCGUCAAAUUGCCACACGAUUUCUGAAAAAAUCUGACAAAACGGUCUGGAAAUGUGACACAAUUGUUAACAAUGUUUUCAGCUCGUACACAGAGAUAUCGAAUUUUCUACAAGGAUUUGUUGACAACGAGGCCAAUUUGAAUUCCGAUGCCAGUUGCUCAGGGGUUUGUUCAAAUUUCCGGAAAACAGCACAUUUUCAAUGUCAAUCUGGUUCGCUGUGUGAUUCACGUGUUAACGACCAUGAACAGGCCAAAUGUAGCGGCAUAAUAAGAGAUUGUCAGAGCAUUGAUGACUCGGAUGUAAAUAUUUGUGAAACGGGCGAAUCAAAUCGACGAUACAAUUAUAUCAAGUACAGCGAUGGACGUACAGCCGGCAAUUCAAAAGCCAUAUGUCAUGGUCGAUUAAGAGCUGAGUCGUGGAUUCGUUGGUUUGUACAAUGUAGCAAUUGCAUUUGUUUGUGCGAUGACAUCAAGAGCAAAAGAACAGAACGUUAUAUAAGUUUACGUGAAGUGGUUUCAAACAUUGUUGACAACAAAAUCGUUACAGGUGUCACGUUAACAAAACAAAAUGGCAUCAUUCAUUUGGCAAUUGCUGAACGAACACUGCUACCCUACGCUCAGGCAGAAGUCACACCGGAUUGGGAUUUUUAUGAACCAUGGAAAUCAUCGUAUGAAUUUUUCAAAAUAGACGACACAAACGUCGAAGAAAAUGUCGAUUAUUUUACAAUUUCGUAUGAAAAUCGUUCAAUAAACUUGGAUGAGGUGACAGUGCCGAAGGGUUCACUUGUGACUGGUGUACGAUUUCGUGUUACCGAUGCCGGUCACAUUACAUUGGACGUACGAGCAACACCGUUUGAUUUUAUUACAGGAAAAUUGAAAGAUUUGACCAACAGCGUAUGGAUAUCGAACCCAAACUGUGGUCAAACGGAAAUCACGCAACAUCGACCCACAAAUCCAUUAAACCAUUCAAACAAGUUAUCACAUAUAAAUAAUACACCGAACGCAUUUAUAAAAUUCGGACCAACCGAUUAUUGGGACGAUGUUAUGCAAUUAACGGUACCAUUUAUUGAUACACAACGCGUUGAACCGUACAAACCGAUUGCACUGUCUGGUUGUGGAUUAUACCACAAAUCAACAUCUGGAUCAGGUGGCUUUAUCGCACCAAAAUUAAUUGUUUAUGAUUUUGAACCGUAUAUUUUAGAUAAUAAGUAGAAUAAUGGAUUGUAUUCAAAUAAAUGCGUUUUUUUUUCUCAGAAUUAUCAAUUAAUCCAGGGUGUAUAAAAUGCGAUAUGUAUGUAUAAUUGUAUA
Messenger RNA from Contarinia nasturtii (swede midge), 2615 nucleotides. RefSeq lists its product as uncharacterized. The coding region runs from base 564 to 2519 and encodes 651 amino acids. The transcript has 7 exons. The record is from RefSeq and is a predicted model, not a curated record. Lineage: Eukaryota; Metazoa; Arthropoda; Insecta; Diptera; Cecidomyiidae.